UUUUUUUUUUUUUCUUCUUCUUCUCGAUUGCUUAUCUUGAUGUUUGCAAUCUGGAUUGUAAUUGUGCGGCAUCCCGUUGUGGGAAAUUCGGGGAGUUGUGGUUGGGUCGCAUGCGAGCAUAAUUCUGCUGGAUUUUGGGCUGUUAACUGGUUUAAGGGUCACUAUUAUUGCGUAGCGUAUUGAAUAUGUAGUGUAGGAACUGACUUGUGGAGCAUGGGACUGCCUUGACGUCUGUAGUCUUGCUUAACUUCCACACAUGUGAAGCUUGAUUUUCUCUCAUUGAUAGCCUUUCGUGGGUUUUCCUUCGAUUUCACUUUGUAACUUUAAUUUACUUUAUGCUUAUGGAGCUCGGUUUGGUUUUCGAUCUAUUAGUGAUGGUUGAUUUGCUAGUUUUUUUGGUUCUACAGUCUUGACUUAAAUUUUAUCUCACUUCUACUAGGUUAUUUGGGUUAGGUUCUGAACAAGCUUUACUAAGCAGGCAUUGGAUUAAUCUUCUAUCGAGGUGGAUAAUGUUGAGCUAACUUAGUGGAUCUUUUUAAGCACAAUGAUUAUGAUGUUAGGUUGGUUGUUAUUGGAUUGCGUAUGCCGAGUCUGUGCACGGGUUUUCAUGACUGUGGAAUUUAGAGCUAGAAUAGUGUCAUCGAAAACUGUUUACAAAUAUGCACAAUUUUAUACCUUAGCAAGCGGCGUUUCAUCCCUUCCCUGUAUUCUACGAAGAGGAAAUGACUUUUCAUAAGUAGCAACUGAAGAUUUUGGAGGUUUCUUUUGUUGCACUUACCAAUGAGAUGUUGUUUGUAUAGGGUACUCAUAUUCUCUCAAGGAUUCAAGUUUAUACAGAAUUGUCUUCGUAAAUUUGGCGUCGAUUUGACCUAACUCUGGUUGGAGGGUUUUACGUAGGACUGUUAGUGGUUGGACGCUUUCUGGGGCACCCAGUAUACCACCUCAGUAUCGUCAACAGGCAAGUUUUAGUAGACGUUAGAGUUAUUUGUGAUGCAACAUGCAGCAAUGAAUAACAAUUCUGAUUAGAUUGUUGUGGACGACCAAACAUAUUUUCACAGUAUAUACUAUUUUAACUGGAACUGAUGACUCGCAAACAUUACCUUAAAUCUUUCAAUACUGCGGCUGCUUGAAUUCAUGUCAUGUGAAGUGGCAGUAGUGGAAAAUUUUGGUAUUCUUUGGCACAAUUCCUUCUUCGAACUGGUCCGAUCACCUCUAAAGAAAAGAGACAGGUCAUCAUGGCUCAAUGCGUAGGUGCUUUCUGUUGGCAAGCCAGUCUACAGCGACAAUUAUCUUGUCAAGUUUAUGGCUCCAAAAUACAUAUGCUCUCAAGUGUUUCAGUCUCUCCUUUCCUGGUGCGGACAACUUGGGAAGAUUUGUCGGUGCCUCGGCUUCCCUCUGAAUUGACUAUCUCCGACAACUGUAGAGUUUCUUCAACGUACCCAGCAAUUGUUUGCUUUAGAGAUGAUGAUGCCCCUGAACUCCCGGUGGGUAGGGACUUGAGUGAUUUAAGCGCUCGUACCAGUUUUGAAGUUAGAUAUAGUCCGUGGGCAAUGCAAAUGUUAAACGGAUACGGAAAGAAGGAUAAAAACGAUUUUAAGGAGAGCACAGGUGGGCCUCCAGGAAACGGCAAAGGAGGGGAUGAUGGAGGAGGCGAUGGAGGGGGGGAUGGGAGUGACGAUGAUGGAGAGGAACAUAUUUUUCUACUACCCAUUUUGACACUUGCAUUUGCAGCAUUUCAUUUGGGAUAUUGUAUUGCUAUCUGGGUGAAGGAUGAAAGCUUGGACUUUGAAUUCUUCCGCACUGGCCUCGGUUUGUUUGGUCUGCUAGCACUUGCAGCGGUGCGCUUGAAUGCACGGACAGGAAUUGAUGCUUACAUUUUAGGGCUUGGAGCAUCUGUAGGCGUUAUGGUUUGGACAGGAGAACGGUGUCUGGUGAAAAGGGAAGGGCAUCCAGCUGGUAUAGUAGCUCUAUUUGCAGCCUCAAUGGCUGUCAUGUUUACGGCAGCUUUAUAUCAUACUUUCUGAGUCCUCAAAGGACUGACAAGCCACACAAUUCAACAACUCUUCGAUAGGAUCGCCUUGGUAUGACGUAAUAACCUUAAAAAGAAAAAAAACAUCGCUAAUCAGGUGUUCACCAUUUCCAUUCCUUCGCAUAGGUUGUUGAUUAAGUCACCCAGUGGUGCUGAAGUAGCUGGUUGUUGAAAGCCGCGGCUAUUUGUGGGCGUAGUGAGAGUGAGCGUUUCAAUAUGUCAACCCUGGUUGAUUGAAGUCCAAAAAUGGGUACAAUUGACCUAAUAUUAGUUGACGCUCAGUUUGUAAAUACAAUACAACGUGGUUCAAUGAUCCACAGCUAUAGACCAAUUUCUUUGGCAUUGGACGGUCUUCGUUAGAUUUGUACAUAAAUUAAUUUCCAAGUUCGGAAGCUUGAGACUGCAUCUUUAGUAUGACCGUGGAGGUCACAUGAGAUGUGUACAUUAUUUAUCUUUUUGAGUGUUUAUUGUCUAUUGUCAAAAAUUACGAUUUAAGG
Physcomitrium patens is the source of this 2526-nucleotide messenger RNA. The record is from RefSeq and is a predicted model, not a curated record. NCBI's taxonomy places the organism in Eukaryota, Viridiplantae, Streptophyta, Bryopsida, Funariales, Funariaceae.